UGCGCGAGCAGCGGACCAAUGGACGGGCUCACCCGUGUCGCGUCCGCGGCCCCGUGUUGUCGGCCUCGCGCACCUCUCCUCUCCUCCCUCCACACCGUCGCACAGCCAUGGCGGACAGCGCGAGCGAGAGCGACACCGACGGAGCGGGCAGCAGCUCGGCCGCCCCGAUGUCGACGUCCGCAUCCAACUCGGGGAAACCGAGCAUCGUCAUUUCACAGUUCCGCCUGGAGGAGCUGACGAACCGCCUGGCCUCCCUGCAGCAGGAGAAUAAAGUUCUCAAAAUUGAGCUGGAGACGUUCAAACUCAAGUGCAAAGCCCUGCAGGAGGAGAAUCGGGACCUCCGCAAAGCUAGCGUCACCAUUCAAGCGAGAGCGGAGCAGGAGGAAGAAUUUAUCAGCAACACCUUAUUCAAGAAGAUCCAGGCCCUCCAGAAGGAGAAGGAGACCUUGGCAGUCAACUAUGAAAAGGAAGAGGAAUUUCUCACCAAUGAGCUGUCAAGGAAACUCAUGCAACUCCAGCAUGAGAAGGCAGAGUUGGAGCAGCACUUGGAGCAGGAGCAGGAGUUCCAGGUUAACAAACUAAUGAAAAAGAUCAAGAAGAUGGAAAAUGAAACCAUCUCAAAGCAGCUAACACUGGAACAGUUAAGGCGGGAGAAGAUCGACCUUGAGAACACAUUAGAGCAGGAACAAGAAGCGCUGGUCAACAGGCUGUGGAAACGGAUGGACAAAUUGGAGGCUGAGAAAAGAAUCCUUCAGGAGAAGUUGGACCAGCCUGUCUCAGCUCCUCCCUCUCCGAGAGAUGUUUCCAUGGAGAUCGACUCACCGGAGAACAUGAUGCGGCAUAUCCGCUUCCUGAAGAACGAGGUGGAGAGGCUUAAGAAAAGCCUGCGCACCACUGAGCUGCAGCACACAGAGAAGCGUGCACAGUACAUAGAGGAGGAGCGACACAUGAGGGAGGAGAACAUCCGGCUGCAGAGGAAGCUUCAGAGAGAGAUGGAGCGCAGGGAGGCCCUGUGCAGACAACUGUCAGAGAGUGAAUCCAGCCUGGAGAUGGACGAUGAGAGGUACUUCAAUGAGAUGUCUGCUCAGGGCCUGCGAGCAAGGACCGUGUCCAGCCCCAUCCCCUACACCCCCUCCCCCAGCUCCAGCCGACCCAUAUCACCUGGUCUCUCAUAUGGCAGCCACACAGUUGGCUUCACUCCUCCAGCCACACUGUCCAGAGCUGCCAUCUCCCACUACAACACUCCUGCCCUGCACGUCCACGGAGGCUCCUCUCACGCCGUAGCAAGGCCCUCCCCAAGAAGAAGCACCAGCCCCGACAAAUUCAAACGACCAACGCCCCCACCCUCCCCCAACACGCACUCAGGGGCCGUGCAGGCUCAGCCUCCGCUGCCCCCACCAGCGCAGCCCAUGGUCCAGUCCAUGUCCUCCCCGGCAGCCAUGUCGCAGCACGCAGCCGCAGCAGCGCAGCAGCCUCCCUCCCAGCCUUAACGCCACAGUCUCUCUCUCUCUUUGCGCGCGACGCGCCCACUGAAUGCCACGACGCUUCCGCAACAGCAGCUUCCAUCAUUACCAGCUCUGGAAGUCAAGUUUCUUACUCUUUACCAACUCCUCAAAAGAAGCAGCUUCAUACGUUUUAGGGUGGAAAGAAACGAGACGGCGGCUCAGUGAAGCUAGCUGCCAGCCAAAUCCACACGUGGCGUUACUUAACUACUCUUUAAAGGAAAGGAUGGACAGAAAAAGAAUCGCUUCUGGGGUCUGUAGGCCAAUUAUCUGUUCCACCUUCUGUCUUGUAAAUGUUCUGUUUUUUUUCUUUGCUUGGGACUGUAGCUGGUUGGAAUUGUUGUUGUGGCGCUUCUAAGAUAGCACAAACAGCACAUACAGUAUGUUUCAUGGUGAUGUGUUCUGAUAGGAUGGAUGUAUGGCUAGAGAAAUGGCUGAAUUAAUAGAUGGAUGUGGUUGAUUCUUUGCGAGCCUCUAUAUGACACUCAGUUGCAGUAAUGUCGUCCACUCCAGGCCCCCCCGAAGCAGUGUCAACAAUUCACCCCGCACCCGAGUUCAAACAGCUUCCAUUAGGUCAACAGGAGGGGUCGUAGAAGACUGCUCCGAGUUUCUCCAUUACAGGGCAUUGAUCAAAGAGGGCGCGCCACACUUAUUUCAGUUUGUGGAAGCAUUCAAGGCUCUGCUGCUCUUCAGUCCAAAGGAAAAAUAAAACCCAUCAAGGAGGAUGGAUGCUGGUACAUAACCCACAGAUAAAUUGUGUUUGAAAUGUAGUCUGAGGUGUUACAACUUAGUCAUGUACUCAGUCUCUUCUCUGCUCUUCUCUCUCUCUGGUGUAUUUCUGAAAGCUUCUAUCAUCCUGAUGGAUAUUCAUCAGAAAAAGGAAAAAAAAACAAAAACAUAAUGCUCUUUACACUAAAUAUACAUUAUACUGCUCCAACAUUCUAAAUGAAUGGUACUGUUGAACUAAAUUUCUAUGUAUGAUUAAAGCUCUUGAGAUGACA
Molecule: messenger RNA, 2503 nt
Organism: Scophthalmus maximus (turbot)
Lineage: Eukaryota; Metazoa; Chordata; Actinopteri; Pleuronectiformes; Scophthalmidae
Product: coiled-coil domain-containing protein 6
Exons: 9
Coding region: 108-1490 (460 amino acids)
Source: RefSeq, a predicted model, not a curated record